Molecule: messenger RNA, 2741 nt
Organism: Polistes dominula (European paper wasp)
Lineage: Eukaryota; Metazoa; Arthropoda; Insecta; Hymenoptera; Vespidae
Biological process (GO): proteasome-mediated ubiquitin-dependent protein catabolic process
Molecular function (GO): ubiquitin binding
Source: RefSeq, a predicted model, not a curated record
GGGUUUAAACACCGAUACAAUUACCAACAGUCCGGUUAAAGUCAUUGAUUUAAAGCAAGGUCAAUAUUUUGCAACAAGAGUCAAAGCAGACCUCGCUAAGUUAGCCAGGAAUUUCUACGAAGCGAAAUGGCCAAAGAAUGAGAGGAGAUUGCAUUGCGUCAUCGCAAAAUAUCUCGAGUUGUCAUCAACAAAUUACUUGCUCUCUUUUCUCUCAAAAGAUUCAUUCGCGACACGACAAAUGGAGGAAGAUUAAAGAUGGACGACCGAAAAGGGCGAUUACCAAUGAUUCGACCUUUUCAACUUUAAUCUUUAUUUUUUAUCUCGAUAAAAACGUUCAUUACAAUUUAUCUCUUUUACCUCAACAAAUAAACAACGAAAUGAUCAUUGACAAGCAAAUAUUCAUUAAGAAUUAAAUUAAAAAGCGUACCAUCUAACUCGUCAUACAUUUCGAGUGAUAUUGAUAAUGUGAGAUUAGAUAUUGAAAAUAUUGAUAAAUUGGAAGAAUCAAAAAUCGUUUGUAAUCCUGGCACCUCGUGGUCAGAUACGCAUAAAACGAAUUCAGGAACGUGUUGUAGUGGUAGACGAUUAUGGACGAGUAGUAAUAAAUAUGUUGAAAAAUCUCCGAAUGCUCCACUACAUGUAAAUAACAUCAUUGAAGAAGAAAGCGAAUUCAUAAGCAUGGUGACGAAACAAUUGUACCUGGCUGAGUCACAGAUGCAAAAGAUGCAAGAUCUUCUUUCAAAGGCGGAGGAACGAUUGCAAAACAAAGAUCAAGAAAUCGAAAGAUUCAAACGGAAGGUUCUUUAGCCGUGCUUUAGCCGUCUAAGAGUAAAUACACAUCUUACCGUGGGAUAAUGUUCGACGUCACAUAAUUUGGCUCAGGUGAAGGACUUGGAGAUCAAAUGCAAGAAUCAAGAGACCUUUAGGAAGAAGGAACAACAACGUAUAGAUCAAAUCAAGAAUUCGGAGUACCUUUACAAACGAUGCCUCCUACUCGAACAAAAAAUCCUUGAAAUGGAGAAGUUCUUAGCCGAUUAUGGAUUGAUUUGGAUUGGAGAUAACGACACUUCAACAUUAAAUACAGAAUACGGUAUUGAUUCCAGUAAUUACAUUGAGACUUAUUAUGAACAACUUAUCGCUAACAUCGAUCAAUUAAACGUAGCCGCAGGAAAAGGAGAGGUUUAUGUACAUCAUAAUGAAAAAGGUAGUGGAGCAAGUUUCAAGACGCAAUCUUGCGUAUCCUUGAAAUUUUACAAGAACGGAAUGACCGUUCAAGGUGGUCCUCUGCGUCUUUACAACGAUCCAAAAACAACUUCCUUCAUACGUGAUAUCCUCGAUGGUUAUUUCCCAUCAGAGUUACAGGAAGCUUAUCCAAAUGGUGUUCCUUUCAAAGUAAUUUAUUUCUUUUUUCUUUUUGUAUCACCGGUAGAAAAUCAUAGAUCAGAAGUUUAUACAAAUGACGUUAAUAUUUUUCCUGGUCAUGGUUAUCGAUUAGGAAAACAAUCGUCGAAAGAUAGAUCAUCAUCGAUUCGACUUCGUAAUUCGAAAAUUUUAUCGAGUCCUUCUUCUCGUCAAUGCAGUCCAAGGAAAAAAGAAAAUCCUUGUCAAAUUGAAUUUGCUCCUUCCUUCACCGCGAGAUCAUUGAAAUCAAAACAUUCCGCAGAAUCUCAAUCGAUCGAUAUAGUUUCAUUGAGAUCUCAAAUUUUAGCUUCACACAACAACGUCUGUUCGGAUUCUCAUCUCCAAUCUCACAUUAAUGCCGAAUUAGCUUUGAGUAGUCGUAGAGAAAAACGAGAUCUAGCAACUAAAAAUACCGAAUACGAUCUAUCAGUAAGAGAAAAGAACUCAAAAUUGACAAAUAUUUUAAGAUAUCCAAGUAAUAGACGAAAUAAUCAACGUUCUUACAUCGAUAGAUCUACUUCCAAAUUAUCACCAAUUCGUUUAGAAAAGAUCAACAAUCGUUCACGAAUUCGAUCAAGAUCGGCAAGUAUAUCGAAUCGUCGUGUUAAUGUAUCCAAUGUUUAUAAAUCAAAAGCAUUAUCCGAAGAUGAAGCUAAAAUGUCUGUUAAAUCUUCCGAAUCGGAAUCCCCGAGAAAUCCACGAAUUUCUAAAUCAGCAACGCAUGCUAGGAAAUCAGCUCCUCCUAUCUUGCAUCAGAUUAACGAGCCCAGUGGAAAGUCCGGGGAACUUCGUUUGAAGGUGAGAUCAUUGAAUGGCGGCACUGUUUAUCUCGUUCACUUAUCAGCAGACGAUUCCGUCGCCAGACUUUACGAAUUGUUAAACGAGGCUUUACCAAUAACUUGGCACAAAGGAUACAAAAUCCUUGUUAGCGGAUAUUCACCAAAACGAUUAGAAGAACUAGGUUUGUCCUUGAAAGAAAGUGGAAUUACACGUGACAGCGUGCUUCAUUUGGUAAACAUUGGAUAAAUAAUAUUUAACAUUUUGACACGAUUAUUAAUAUUAUUAUCACAUGUGUAAUUUUAUUUAUUAAGGAAAACAGGUAAUAUGAUUAUCUAAUUUAUCUACUUUAUUAAAUCGUUUGAGUCGUCUUUAUGUAAGUGAUUAUAUAAAAGUUUUAAAAGUGGGAAAGAAACAAGAACUUAUUGCGAAGAUUGUCGGUUUAUUCAUAUCAAGAAAAAUAAGAAAAAAAAAAAUUAAAAAAAAAAUAAUCUCGUUAGUUUUAAUCUAAAUUACGUAGCAAAGUGUGAAUAAUAUUAUGACAAUGGAGUCUAAUCAGAAAA